Arachis stenosperma is the source of this 1083-nucleotide messenger RNA. RefSeq lists its product as uncharacterized. The record is from RefSeq and is a predicted model, not a curated record. The transcript has 7 exons. NCBI's taxonomy places the organism in Eukaryota, Viridiplantae, Streptophyta, Magnoliopsida, Fabales, Fabaceae. The coding region runs from base 1 to 1083 and encodes 360 amino acids.
AUGGCUCGGAAAGGUCGAUUCAUGAAAAAAUCAAAAUUGGGACCAGGAUCUCACCAGUCUCAAACGGGAGCGAAUGCGACUUUGGACUCCGACCAUGAUGGCUCUCAAAUUCUUCCAACCAAUGGCGAAAGUGUCCCCGCAAGUGGUGAUAGUGUUCCCGCUACUUCACGCCCUUUCCGUCCUCCGCGAAAUGAACCAAGGAGGCUCCACAGACGAGCACAAAUAGAACCUCUUGUUGAAGAAGAAGUUGACGAGCUCCAUGAUGCUCUUGUGGUUCAGAGUCGCAGAGGACGCAAGACUACAGAGUUUUGGACUGUUAAGAUCAUAGAUUCUAAGGGCACAAUCAAGCCGGCAAAACUAAGCGUGAGGGAUGCUAUGGCACGACCUAACGGUAGGAAGAUCGUGCUUAGGUUUAUCAACACAAAUCAAGCAGUUGGAGACGAAGCUGGACUGUUGAGUGGUGUGCUUGGUCUGUUGGGAUCUGAUUAUGGAAAAUUUCCCUUCUGUAGGAAAAGUUGGCAUCAGAUUACCACUAAAGACAAAUUUUAUAACGAAUGUGUCAAGGCUUGGAAGGAAACAAGGAUGAGGUUGUAUGACCGUUUUUAUGAGCCAACAUUCACUACUGAUCAAAAUCUUGAGAAUCGACCACCGGGAAUUGAUCGAGAGCAUUGGAGAUGGUUCCUUGACUAUCGCGCCGAACCUGAGACGAAGGAGAAGUGCAGGAAAAACACGGAGAAUCGAUCAAAACAACAAUAUACCCACACUGGCGGUUCGAAAAGCUUCGCAAGGCGGAUGGAAGAGGAGGAAAGAAUUGAGGAAAUUGAGCAACAGGAUGAGUCUGCCAGAAUGUUGUCUCAAAAUGACUCCAUUGCUCAGGCAAAGCUGGAAGGUGAGAAGUUGAAGAGGAAGGCGAUGGAGGACAAGGCAGCAGCAGAGAAGAAAAAGAUGAAAGUAAUGGAGGACGAGGCAGCAGCAGAGAAGAAAAAGAUGAAGGCGAUGGAGAGUGCUCUGGUUUAUCUGUUUCAAAGGCAGGGUGUGGAGCUACCACCAGACAUCGCUGCAGGGAUGAGUUUCAUGGAAUGA